AUGAGAUGCAUACAAGGUUCACUUCCAUGGAAGAGCAAAGUGAAUGUUGUCACUGAAGUAAGAGAUCUGAAGGUACUCACCAUGGAUGAUUUAAUUGGAAACCUUCAAGCCUACGAGUUGAACAGGCAACAGGGGUCAACUAUGAAGGAAAGAAAGAAGAAGAAAUCAGUAGCUUUGAAGAUGUCUUUGGAUGAUGGGUCAAAAGAGGAGGAUGACAUGGCAUACCUUACUAGAAGGUUCCAGAAGAUAAUCAAGAAGCAUGGAGUGUUCCAGAAGAAAGGGUUUACCAGCAGAGUAGCAAAUGCAAAUGAUCUUUGCCACAAAUGUGGGAAGCCUGGACAUUUCAUGAGGGAUUAUCGAAGCCAGAAGCAGGAAACUCAGGACUCCAAACCUCGUAGAAGAGACCAGGUCCCAGACUAUGCUAAAAGACAGGCUCACGCUGAUCAAGUAGUGAAGAAAGCCUUUGCAGUCUGA
Solanum stenotomum is the source of this 474-nucleotide messenger RNA. RefSeq lists its product as uncharacterized. Gene Ontology annotation, molecular function: zinc ion binding; nucleic acid binding. The transcript has a single exon. The coding region runs from base 1 to 474 and encodes 157 amino acids. The record is from RefSeq and is a predicted model, not a curated record. NCBI's taxonomy places the organism in Eukaryota, Viridiplantae, Streptophyta, Magnoliopsida, Solanales, Solanaceae.